This is a messenger RNA of Cydia fagiglandana, 2450 nucleotides long. Its product is annotated as facilitated trehalose transporter Tret1-like. Gene Ontology annotation, cellular component: membrane. The transcript has 9 exons. The record is from RefSeq and is a predicted model, not a curated record. Lineage: Eukaryota; Metazoa; Arthropoda; Insecta; Lepidoptera; Tortricidae. Gene Ontology annotation, molecular function: transmembrane transporter activity. The coding region runs from base 13 to 1467 and encodes 484 amino acids. Gene Ontology annotation, biological process: transmembrane transport.
AAAAAAAUUAAAAUGUUAAAGUAUACGGUGAAGAAAUAUUGUUCUGAAGGGAGCAGGAUUAAUCAAGUGAUUAUGGCUUCUUUAAUGGUCCUCCCCGUAUUCUCGUACGGCAUGGCGGUCGGCUGGCUGUCCCCGAUGGGUCCGCGUCUCAUCAACGACCCGAGCCUGUCCGCGUCCGUGUCCACAGACGUGGUGUCGUGGAUGGCGUCCGUCGUGUACCUGGUGGGCACGCCAUCCGUGUUCCUCUUCGGAUAUAUCGUGGAUAACUAUGGGAGGAAGAGGGCGCUCAUGUUCACUUCUUUCUCUAUGGCUGCAUGUUGGGGUCUGAAACUCUACUCCACAUCUACAUGGGCCCUCAUCACCGCGCGAGCUAUUAUAGGCCUGGGCGUCAGUGGCUCCUACGUGGUCACCCCACUCUACAUCAAGGAAAUCAGCGAAGACUCCAUCCGGGGGACCCUCGGAAGCCUGGUCGUGCUCAGUCAGAACCUGGGCAACCUGCUGGUGUACAUCAUGGGGGAAUAUUUGAGUUACCACGCGGUCCUGUGGAUCUGCCUGGCGGUGCCGCUGGUGCACUUGUUGGUGUUUGCCACGAUGCCAGAAACUCCAUCGUAUUUGCUAAAGUGUGGGAAGGUUGAGGAAGCUAGAGAAGCCCUGGGAUGGUUGCGCUGUCGCCAGAGCCCAGAGGCGGUGGACAGCGAGCUGAAGAUGCUCCUCAUAGAACUAGAGCAGAACAAGACCAACCAGUUCAGAUAUGCCAUCAAAACUCUUGCAUCAGACCGCAUCGCCUUCCGCGCCUUCCGCAUAGUCCUCACCAUAACCCUGGCCAGAGAACUCUGUGGGUGCCUGGCCGUCCUCCACUUCGCCUCUAAGAUCUUCAGCGAGGCCAACCACAGCGGCAGCUGGGUGCUGACCGCCAACCAGCAGGCGGCGGUGCUGGGCGCCGUGCAGCUGUUCGGCUCCGUCACUGCUUCCACCUUGGUGGAGAGGACUGGAAGGAAGCCGCUCUUGGGCGUGACAUGUUUCGUCUCCGGCGUGGCCAUGUGUCUCCUGGGCGCCUGGUUCGCCACGGGCGGCGGCGGCUGGCUGCCCGUGGCGGCGCUGUGUCUCUGCAUCUACUGCGACGCGGCCGGGCUGCAGCCUGUGCCGUUCGUGGUGAUGACAGAGAUGUUCUCCUUCCAACUCCGCGGCACCGUUACAUCCCUAGUCAUAGCCUUCGCCUGCGCUCUCGUCUCGAUCGAACUUCGCUUCUUCCACCCCCUCUCCGAGCUGGCAGGUCUCCACACAGUCUUCUUCCUAUUCGCCGGCGUUUGCCUCGUCAGCACCGUCUACAUCGUCAUCUGCGUGCCAGAGACAAAGAUGAAGACCAUCGACGAGAUCUACGCUAGGAUUGGCGGGAAAAUUCAAGAUGGCCGAAAGCAAGAUGGCGCGAAGCGGGGAUGCGAAGCGCCUGACGUAACGCGGUUGUAGGUUAAGUUUUUUUUCUCAAAAAUGGACGGCAAAGUCGACUUUGCCGUCUAAAACAUAAGUCGCGAAGCGCUUAGUUUAUGGUCAGUCAAAAAUUAAAAAGUUAAAAACAUUGCAGUCUCGAUUUUGGGACUGCAAUGUUGCAUACAAAUCCCAUUAUUUGUCGAGUUCCAAACUUUUUAAAAGUUGAAAUGGCCAUAUCAAUUGAAGGCACAGGCCCAUUAAACAGCCAAACAGAUGAUUAGUACCGCGACUAUUUAGUUGUCUCAAAUAGGUUGGCGUAUUUUCGGCAGAAAAAUACACUUCUAUUUUUUUAUUAAAAAAACAAAAAGGCGGCAAGGGCUUUCUUCUGUGAAAAUAUAUAUGUAACAACGUUGCUUUUGUAAAAUAUUUCUAUGAUAUUUAUAUUUCUUGCACCAUUUUUGAGAAAAGCACUAUAUAUGACUCGGCUGGAAGGCUACUUGCUGGCUUCGGAUUCAAUUAAACGGACUCCCAAGGUCGUCCGUUUAAAACGAAUCCUCAGCCUGCAAGUAGCUACUUCCGAGCCUCGACAAUAAUGUACUAUUUUUUAGGUUUAGGUUUUUUUUUUAGGUUUUAGGUUAUUAUUUAUUGUUGGUUUAGAUAAGUAGUUGUGGACUUUGGUAAUUAAAUUACCGAAAUAUAUAUCUGUAGUGAAUGAGAUGUGAUUUCAGUUUGUAGUCGAGUGAAAGAAGAGUUGUAUAAUAUGAGAUGUAAAAUCAAUCAAAAACAACCUAUACGGUAAUUAUUUUCAGUAUUCAGCCACAGUAAAGCAGAGACGCUUUCCAGAUAGAUUUUCGUACAUUGACCCGCCUCUUGCUAUCUCUUUAAAUUAUAUUGCUGUCCCGCCCAUGAUGCCGGUUGUCAAUGUCACUGUGCGAGCUUGACAGCAAUGUAAUUAUGCUCGUGCAAUAGAGAUAGCUACAGGAGGGUCAAUGUACGAAAAUCUAUCUGGAAAGUGUCUUCUU